AUGUCUCAAACCACCCCUGUUGACCAACAACCCCCUCAGUUUCCUCCUUAUCUCACCGAACCACCAGUAGUCACCGAAGCCCAAUGGACACACCGACUAGCCCUUACUUGCGAACAGACCAACAUUGUAGAUGCCACCGAACAGAUGUCAGAUAGGCGCGCAUACUUUUAUCUAUUCCAUCAGUCUAACAUCAAUUGCCCUUACGCUACCUAUCCUCUGGACAUGUUCCAUCGCUGGCAACAAUCAUUCCUAAUUGCCGAUGAACUACACGCAGUCACUGUCUCACUGGCUUCGUUAGUAGACGAGCUUACACGGGACAACAAUUCCGCAUUGAGUAUUGGAGCGACUUUGCUCAUGGAACACUUGCAGAUAGAAUCCCUGGAACAACGCUUGAGGAAGAACUGCGAGAAUGGAGAGAAAGAAGCGGUCAAGGCUUUCCUACAAUUAGGGGGCCAGAAGGUGUGUGAAGACGUGAGGAACCUUCUUGCCCAACGAGGAUACCUCACCUCCCCUCCCCCAGAUUUGUUAUCCCUACCAGGUCUCACGGGACACACAUUUCCAGGAUGUCACCCCCCUCACUCUCCACCACCGCCUCCACCAGCAUCUCGCCCAUCAUCACCAGAUCUUGUUCUACCCGUGCCCGCUCCAUUAUCCCCAAUACAUUCCUCUACAACCGACUCAAUAGCCCCCGUUCCCAACAUAGUUGACGCAUUGCAGGACACAUUGAUUCCUACGCGACCAACGACACCCCUUCCCCAACUUCCCCAACCGCAUUGCCCCCGCCGCCUACACCAACAGCGCCCCAAGCCGGUACUCCUUAUCCCUUCGGGCUGCACUCCCCAAGUACCGCACACAGGCCAGGGGAAGACCCUGAUAUCAACCAGCGACAAAUCUCCGGAUGGAAGGUUGUUGAGGAGCAAUGAAGGGGACACUUUAUCCACCGGGAGUAAAGGCAAAAAGCCCUCGCCCAUAUCAGACUAUUCCAAUUCCACUCACUCACAAUCCUCUUUGGAACGAAGACACCGCCCUCGUGUUUGA
This is a messenger RNA of Serpula lacrymans var. lacrymans S7.9, 1038 nucleotides long. RefSeq lists its product as uncharacterized. Bases 1 to 1038 code for a protein of 345 amino acids. Lineage: Eukaryota; Fungi; Basidiomycota; Agaricomycetes; Boletales; Serpulaceae. The record is from RefSeq and is a predicted model, not a curated record. The transcript has a single exon.